Molecule: messenger RNA, 1170 nt
Organism: Scatophagus argus
Lineage: Eukaryota; Metazoa; Chordata; Actinopteri; Scatophagidae
Exons: 3
Coding region: 336-647 (103 amino acids)
Biological process (GO): SNARE complex assembly; vesicle-mediated transport; vesicle fusion
Cellular component (GO): SNARE complex; plasma membrane
Molecular function (GO): SNAP receptor activity; syntaxin binding
Source: RefSeq, a predicted model, not a curated record
UCGUGCUGAAUAUGUGGCAGCGUAGUUCAUGAAAAGCAGGAAAUGACAACACUGUGUGUCCAUGAUGUGACAAGUUCUUUAUGUUGAUGAUGUUUGGCUCCUGUUGAGCCAGUGAGACUUUGAUUGAGAUCACGGGUUGGUUAAUGAGUAACACAGGAAAGGUGCAACCUUCAGCAGGCGUUUGUUCAGCUCUUACUGUGUGACUCACACAGCCACAACAGGCUCAGAUCUCUGUUUAUUAUACGGACAGGAGUGGAUAACAGGACGCUUGUGGAGCUUUUUGUUCUUUGUAUGAAGUUGUUUUUUGUCGGUUGUGACUGAGAAACGGUGCUUCUAUGGAUAACACAAGCCCUCAGACGCCGGCCUCCGGCUCGUCGGCUAAAAUUGACCAAGUGCAAAGUCAGGUCAACGAGGUUAAAGUUAUCCUGAAAGACAACAUCAGCAAAGUGCUGGAGAGGGGCGACAGAUUAGACGACCUGAUUGACAAGACUGGCGACCUCCAGGCUUCUGCGGACUCGUUCCAAAGAACAUCCACACGGGUUGCCAGGAAGUACUGGUGGAAAAACAUUAAGAUGAUGAUUAUAAUUGGUGUGAUUGUGUUGAUCAUCGUCAUCCUCAUCAUCCUCUUCGCCACAAAGGUUAUCUAAAACCUGCUGGCACUCUGUCAGCAGCCCGGGACUGAAAGCAAUCGAGCUGGCGGGAGAAGCUCACCAACACAAAGCUUGUAAUUGCACUCGCGAAGAGUCUCAGAUCAGCUCAGCUCCAACAGAUGUUUUAUUUCCAGAUCAAAUGUUUGUCAAAUAUAAAUGAUUUUAUAGCAUCAGAAAGCCUGUUGAUUAAGUUACUCUGAGAAUUUGGAACUCGGAGCUUAAAAUGUCAGAAAGUUGGCUUCCCUGAACACUCCAACAGUCAUUAAAGGGACAUUUAGCCGCAAAAUUAAGAAUACAUGGGGUGGACUGUCCCUUUAAUUUGACAUAAUACAACUCUUAAUAUUGGACAAGGAUCACAAAUCCAGAUGAUUGUUUAUUAUUUUUAUUUUGUCUCAUUUUUAAUACCCUGUGUGUGUGUGUGUGUGUGUGUGUGUAUUUACCGUGUAUUAUGUCAAGCUGUAAUAACGUGUAUAUUAUAUGACCGAUGACUAUGAUAAAGAGGAUGAACUGUAACAACGUA